GUGACACUACAUGGUCGGAUUCAGAGUGUUCGCAAACAGGGGAAGAAGCUGAUGUUUCUUCAAAUCGGGGCUAUGGAUCAUAUUGUCCAUGCCUGUAUUGAGCAUAGCUUCCUUGGGACGGACGAGGCCUUUGAGACAGCGCAAAGUGGCCUCGUUGGUGCUACAAAAGGCAGCUAUGUCGAAGUAGAAGGUAUGCCUCGACUUUCUGCAAAGGGGAGACUCCAGCUUAUGGCACGCCGCGUCAAGCUUCUCAGCACCUGUCUGCAUAGAGUCCCAGAGCACUAUACCGACAUCCAAAAGCGCAUGCGGCACAGACAUAUAGACUUUAUGGUCAAUGUUCAAUCAAAGCAAACGAUGCUUACGCGGAGCAAAAUUGUACACAGGAUUCGAAGUAUCUUGCAUGAUCGUGACUUUGUCGAAGUCGAGACGCCUGUGCUACAAGCAUCCGCGUCCGGUGCUGCAGCCAGACCUUUCACAACAAAAGCAACCAUUGAUCGAGACUUGCAACUCAAGAUUGCGCCUGAGCUGGCCUUGAAGCGUGCUGUGGUGGGCGGUCUGCUCCGUGUGUUUGAGCUUGGCAAAUGCUUUCGGAAUGAGCGCUUGAGUCCUCGCCACAACCCAGAGUUCACCACAUGCGAAUACUACGAAGCAUUUGGUACACUUGAAAAGCUCAUCACUGACACCCAGACAAUGCUCAGGGACAUUGAACAGGUAGUCCGGAAGGAUAGCCCUAGCGAUGCACCUCUCAUCUUCGAACACUUUCAACAGCUCGACUUUGUCAAGACGCUUGAACAAUGCCUAGGCGAAACCCUACCGCGUACACAAUUGGACCUUCUCGAUCUCUUUGCUAGACACAAUUUGACAUUGCCAACUGAGACGACUAUCCCUGAGCUGCUCGAUUCGCUCGCUGGUCUCUAUCUCGAGCCUUUGUGCCAACAGCCAACCUUUCUGGUCAACCAUCCAGCUGAACUAUCUUCACUAGCGAAAUCGACAGAUGGGAUAUCACAUCGCUUCGAGCUGAUAGUCAAUGGUGUCGAGCUCAUCAAUGCAUACGAAGAGGAAAACGACCCACUACUUCAACGCGUCAAGUUUGAGGCUCAAGCAAAAGCUAGUGGUCGAACAGGCUUGACGGCUGAUGAAGACGACUACUGCAAAGUUCUUGAGUGGGGCAUGCCUCCAACUGCCGGUUGGGGUCUUGGCGUAGAUCGUUUGUGUAUGCUGUUGUGCGGACAAACAAGGAUUAACGAGGUGUUGCUUGAUGGGGGUAUU
Messenger RNA from Protomyces lactucae-debilis, 1269 nucleotides. RefSeq lists its product as uncharacterized. The transcript has a single exon. Gene Ontology annotation, biological process: mitochondrial lysyl-tRNA aminoacylation. The record is from RefSeq and is a predicted model, not a curated record. The annotation marks the transcript as partial. Gene Ontology annotation, molecular function: lysine-tRNA ligase activity; ATP binding; tRNA binding. NCBI's taxonomy places the organism in Eukaryota, Fungi, Ascomycota, Taphrinomycetes, Taphrinales, Protomycetaceae. Gene Ontology annotation, cellular component: mitochondrion; cytoplasm.